GUUCAUUUCCACGAAACUUGCUUCAUAUAGGGACUGCUGGACUGGACCUAUAAAACACCAAAGUCUCUCCCCCUUGGGAUCUAUCACUCACAAGCCACAACUUUGAUUCCCUGUGAUUUCUGCAAUCUACAAAAUUCACUAUGGGAGUCACAACCUUUACUCAGGAGUAUUCAUCCUCUGUUGCACCAUCACGCAUGUUCAAGGCCUUGAUCAUAGACUCAAGAAAUUUGCUUCCGAAGCUCUUGCCACAGUUUGUAAAAGAUGUCAAUGUAAUCCAAGGAGAUGGAGAAGCUGGAAGCAUUGAACAAAUUAACUUCAAUGAAGCUAGCCCCUUCAAAUAUCUGAAACACAGGAUUGAUGUGCUUGAUAAGGACAACUUGGUUUGCAAAUACACUAUGAUUGAAGGGGAUCCAUUAGGCGACAAGCUUGAGUCUAUAGAAUAUGAGGUAAAGUUUGAGGCCACUAAUGAUGGAGGUUGCUUCUGUAAGAUGACAAACAAUUACAAGACCAUUGGCGAGUUUGAUGUUAAAGAGGAAGAGAUUAAGGAAGGAAGGGAAAGCACCAUUGGAAUUUACAGAGUUGUGGAGUCUUACCUGCUGGAGAACCCCCAAGUCUAUGCUUAAUUAUUUAUUUAUUGUGUCAUGUAUCAUAGACGAUAUACAAACUUAUUCAAUUUUUUAAUAGCAGUGUGCAAUUAAACAUAGGGACAUUUAGAAUGGUUGCAAAGAGUUGAAUUCCUCAAUAAGUCCUUAUUUAUAGCAUGUACGGCCAUAAAGGGCCAGUGGUUUGGCAAAAAUAUUUGUACUUUGGUAGUAACAAAGAGUAGAAGAUUUGAA
Molecule: messenger RNA, 836 nt
Organism: Gastrolobium bilobum
Lineage: Eukaryota; Viridiplantae; Streptophyta; Magnoliopsida; Fabales; Fabaceae
Product: pathogenesis-related protein STH-2-like
Exons: 2
Coding region: 141-623 (160 amino acids)
Biological process (GO): abscisic acid-activated signaling pathway; defense response
Cellular component (GO): cytoplasm; nucleus
Molecular function (GO): signaling receptor activity; protein phosphatase inhibitor activity; abscisic acid binding
Source: RefSeq, a predicted model, not a curated record